CCCCCACCGUGCUCUCUGCACCCGGUUUCAUACCAGUUACUGUCCAGUCAGGCCUUGGUCAUUUGCCACCCUAAGCACAAGUCAGGCAGAUCCAUCUCACCCGAGCACGUAGGAGAGCUGGGCUCUGAAGGGGACUGGACAUCUGUGGUACUUGACAUUCUAGCCUCUGGCAAGAUGUCAGCAUUUCAUAGAGCACUUUAAAUGUUUUUGUUUGAGAGCUAAUGCAGCACUUCCCACUGGUCAACACGGGCAGCCCAGGCAGAAAGCAAAGAGUAUUUCCCUCAACAUCAGAUGUUACACUCAGUUGUUGAUCCGACCUUGCCUUCAGAGACCGUAAGAGACUAGAAAAAUUGUACAGGAUCAUUAGUGAAGAAACACUUUGGCCACUUCAAGAUGACAAGCACUCCCUGGGCUAAAUUACUUCACUGAAAGGAAACCUCAUAUUAGACAGAACUUUUCAAAAGGUCUCACCUUUGAACAUUGCAAUGACGAAUGCCACCGCCACCAGCCAGCCCUCAGAGGGCUCCUGUCCCCAGAACACCCUCAUAACCCAGCAAAUCAUCCCCGGGCUCUACUUCGUGGUCUUCGUGGCCGGGGUCCUGCUCAACGGUGUGUCGGGGUGGGUGUUCCUCUCUGUGCCCAGCUCCAAAAGUUUCAUCGUCUAUCUCAAGAACAUCGUCGUGGCCGACUUUCUGAUGAGCCUGACGUUCCCCUUCAAGAUUCUGGGCGACUCGGGCCUGGGCCCCUGGCAGCUGAACGUGUUCGUGUGCAGGGUUUCCGCCGUGCUCUUCUACAUCAACAUGUACGUCAGCAUCAUGUUCUUUGGGCUCAUCGGCUUCGACAGGUAUUAUAAAAUCGUGAAGCCCCUCCUGACGUCCUUCAUCCAGUCGGUGAACAACAGCAAACUCCUGUCGGUGCUGGUGUGGGCACUCACGCUCCUGCUUGCCGUCCCCAACAUGAUCCUGACCAACCAGAGCGUCAAGGAGGUCACGCGGAUAAAAUGUGUGGACCUUAAAAACGAACUGGGCCUCAAGUGGCACAAAGCCUCAAACUACAUCUUUAUAGGCAUCUUCUGGAUUGUGUUCCUUUCGUUAAUCAUUUUCUACACUGCUAUCACGAGGAAAAUCUUUAAGUCCCACCUUAAGUCCAAAAAGAAUUCUGUCUCGGUCAAGAAGAAAUCCAGCCGCAAUAUAUUCAGCAUCAUGCUCGUAUUUUUUGUCUGUUUUGUCCCUUACCACGUUGCCAGAGUCCCCUACACGCGGAGCCAGACAGAAACCCAUUUUAGCUGCCAGUCCAAAGAAAUCCUUCUCUAUGUGAAAGAAUUCUCCCUGCUACUGUCGGCUGCAAACAUAUGCCUGGACCCCAUUAUUUAUUUCUUUCUAUGCCAGCCAUUUAGAGAAAUCUUAUGUAAGAAAUUACACAUCCCAUUAAAAGUUCAGCAUGACUCAGAAACUUCCAAAACCAGAAGGGGAAAUAUAACGCAAGAAAGCACAGACACUUUGUGAAAUCCCACGGUUUUUCAAAUAAAAUCUGGGCAUACAUAUUGUAAACUUCUAUUACAUAAUUAAAAAGUGGAUAAGAAGCAUAUCCAUGAUAGUAAGUAUCAUCUCUAGGCACUACUAACCAAUUUAGUACAAUAAUAAAAUUAAAAUGUAAGUUUCCAUGCUUUUUUUUGGUAACAUCAAGGAAAAAAUAAUAUGUUAUUCAGUCUCAUCCCAUCAAAAUAGAAGGUUUAAAUUUGUAAUCAAUAAUCUGGUCAGUUAAUAUAGAACUUUAAAUAGCAAAGAAAAUAGGAAGCAAUCAAGACAAUUCACAGGUGCAUCUCCCUUCUCUAAACACAAGAAUUAAGUUAGCAAGGUAUGCAACUUUUUUCAACAGGGUCAUUAAAGACCACCUUAAAAGAAGGCACAGUUUGAUAAAGGAUUAGAGGCCUGCUUGUAGUAAAAAAAAAAAAAAAAGGUCAAGUUUUCUCUGAUUUGAAGAAGCAGGAUAAGUAGACACCCAAAAAAUUACUUAAGAAAUCCCCCACUAGUAUCUCAAAGGAAAGUAGAUAGAAAUUCUGUAUACUGUGGUAAAAAAUACAAAUUUUUUCUCUGAUAGCAUUUUGGAGUUAAGAUACAUUUUAAAUAUGUUUUAUAUGAAGUUUAGUUAAACCACUUAGUAAGCCUGGGAUUCUGGUGUUAGAAUAUGUUUAAGCAAACUCUACGGAGAGAUUCUAGAUAUUGGCACAGGUUGCCAGCAAACUGCCCUGUUCAGUGGUGUGCAAAAAAUACAGGUUGACUGAGAAAAGACACACACAAAUACCCUAGGCUGGCAACAUACAUUAUUACUCUCUAGGAGUGGAGAAAAGUAGUUUUCUUAGAAAGCAACUGGACUUAAUAAAAAGAAAAUCUAACAUUUACAAUAGUGAGUGAGAAAUUACACAUAAAAUGAAAAUUUACACAUCACAUUUUCUGAAAAGCAAAAAAAUUUUAUGUGUGCAGAUAUGGAAUAUGGUUGCUGGCCUGUGAGUCAUCAAAACUAAAUUCUUUCUCUGCUAUUAACUGGCUAGAAGACAUUCAGCCCAUCAUUCAAAUGGUCUCCUAAAGUAAUUUUGUAAGUCACGUUCAUAUGUACUUCAAGCUUUAUCACAUAUAUAUAUACUAAUAAAAAACAUAUUUUUAAAAUAAUGUCAAU
Molecule: messenger RNA, 2676 nt
Organism: Camelus dromedarius (Arabian camel)
Lineage: Eukaryota; Metazoa; Chordata; Mammalia; Artiodactyla; Camelidae
Gene: P2RY14
Product: purinergic receptor P2Y14
Exons: 3
Coding region: 486-1505 (339 amino acids)
Biological process (GO): G protein-coupled receptor signaling pathway
Cellular component (GO): membrane
Molecular function (GO): G protein-coupled purinergic nucleotide receptor activity
Source: RefSeq, a predicted model, not a curated record